AUGCUUAAACGAAGAAACAGAGCCGUUUUUGGAGUAAGUUGGGUGAUUGGGCUGUGCCUGUUCAUUUUAAACGUCCCCCGAGUUAUUUCAGAGAGCGAAUAUGAAUAUCUAGCAAAAUAUACACCAUCCUUAGAUAAUCUAGUCGACCACGGUUUUAUUUGGGCCAAAGAAACACAGCAGCAACAUAAAGGCAAUCGAAAGUUUAAUAAGGCAAAAGAUGAGAAGUUUCUAACCUCGGAGUUUUACAAACAGCUGGGCUUUGAGAUCAAGGAUUUAGACAGAGUUAAAAAAGCAGCUGCGCGGCUAAACAUUCUAUUCAAGUCCGAUCCCACCGGUAUAAUUACCCACACCAUCUGUCCAGACGAUCUAAUGGAUAUUGUUCUACUAUAUGCUGUUUUAAACCAAUCGACAGGCUCUUGUUAUAGCGAGAAAGCCUGCAUCCCGGAGCAGCACAACCUCUUUGUUCAAAACUUGGCGUGGCACAUACACAGCUAUGUAACCACUCCAGCGGAUAUCGAUGAACUCGAACUGGCUUUUUUGGACAAAGAGCGAUAUGCCCAACUGACUGGUGAGAUAGACAGUGACAGCACUAAAGGAGAGAAAGAUGAAAGUAAGAAUUUCAGGUCCGGGCCAAAGUCUACCCUUACUCACAACCAUCAGAUACACAGUCUCCUGAACAGCACACCUUUAAUAGAUUACAUCCAUCCGCUCAACACAGCUAUUUAUCUUGAGGGCUUUAACUAUACUUACAGCGACGAACCCAGGGAAUUCAAUGUGUGCAGAAACACCGAUAAGGAGGCUUUUAAGCAUCAAACUAACCGGAUACAUCCAGUUGCCCGUUUUACCUUUGAGAGUGCCGUGGCUCUGAGGCACGCCCCGGCAAACACAGAUACUAUAAAGGUUAAUGACGUGAAGCGUAAAGACCUCAUGAAUGUGCUAAGAAAGUACCAGUGUUCUAAAAAGGGCAGUAAGAAGUCAAAAGCACGCAAAGACCAGCAAAAGUCAGAAGAAGGGAGCGAUAAUAGGGGAGAGUCAAUUUUAGACAGAUUGUUAACCAGUCCCAUAAUUACUACUCUUUCAGUUGGAGUGUCUCUGGCAUCUGUUCAGUUUCUAGCGGCCUUGCUCGGCAUUCUAUUGGCAACACACGAUAUGGCUGUUUGGAUACUCCCCAUCAGCAUAUUAGUCUGCGGGCUAGUGAGUUCUCUUCUACUUCUCUUCUUGAACAAACCAGCACAUGCAUCUUUCAAACCAAUGCGUGCAUGGGAAUAUUGGCUUGGCAUUGUCUUUACUCUGCUUUUGAUUUUGGCGACCACGGCCCUCUUCGCCCUCAACAAUCACCAGCUAACUGGCUACCACGAGACCGAUGGGUUGGUUUUAUUCAAGGUUACUGUGCUGGGUGUUACCUUCGCAUUAGCAGCAGUCGUCACUUUGGGUUUCCUUAUCAUCCAAGGACUGUACAAGCGACGCCUACCAAGAAUUACGCAAUGUCUCAGCUGGGCUCUUUACGUGUUUUCGUUCCUAUUGGCCAUUCUUGUGCCAGGCCUCGUUAUCUUUAAGCUACCAUCGGCUGCCCAUAUACUGCUAAGUUCUCAUAUUUUAGUGGUGUCGGCUAUGCUUUUUGGUCUUGGAUCCCUUAUUGAUAUCUUUGGUCUUCGGUUCCGCAAGGAUUCAAUGACAGGCCCAGCCCAAAAUAACCACGGCGCAAGGCUGGCCAAAAUCAAAUUAAUCUGCAUGUUUGUUGGGCUGGUUAUAGCAGUUGGAUUUUCUAUUUGGGCGAACAGCAAUCAGAACUUGUUAGCUGAAGGUAUAAAAGACCCCAAGCCGAUCGACUCAAUUUUAACAUGGUUUUCCUAA
Nematocida homosporus is the source of this 1854-nucleotide messenger RNA. RefSeq lists its product as uncharacterized. Lineage: Eukaryota; Fungi; Microsporidia. The record is from RefSeq and is a predicted model, not a curated record. The transcript has a single exon. The coding region runs from base 1 to 1854 and encodes 617 amino acids.